Molecule: messenger RNA, 1431 nt
Organism: Heterobasidion irregulare TC 32-1
Lineage: Eukaryota; Fungi; Basidiomycota; Agaricomycetes; Russulales; Bondarzewiaceae
Product: Na(+)/H(+) antiporter
Exons: 12
Coding region: 1-1431 (476 amino acids)
Biological process (GO): regulation of membrane potential; sodium ion export across plasma membrane; intracellular potassium ion homeostasis
Cellular component (GO): plasma membrane
Molecular function (GO): sodium:proton antiporter activity
Source: RefSeq, a predicted model, not a curated record
AUGGCAACGGAGCUAUUGCAAGUGACGACGCCCGGGUUGGCGUACGUCCUUUUGGGUGGUUUUGUAGUAGCGUUCAGCAUGGUGUCUUUGCUCAUCCGAGAGAAGUUUUACAUCAACGAAGUUGUUCUCGGCACAGCGUUCGGCAUCCUGAUAGGGCCGUAUGUCGCGAACAUUUUCAACCCGCGUUCAUGGGAUGUUGAGACCAACGCGCUCACGCUCGAAGUCAUGCGCAUUGUGCUCGCUACGGGGCUCUUCGCCAUUGGCGUUGAGCUCCCGCAGUCGUACAUGGCGAAGCACUUCAAGAGCUUGCUCAUCAUGGUCGUCCCGACGAUGGCGUUCGGCUGGCUCGUGUGUGCAGGGUUCAUACAUCUCCUGUUCCCGAGUUUGGACUUUACGUCGGCGCUGGCCGUUUCUGCGUGUCUCACACCUACCGAUCCUGUCAUCUCUGCUGCCAUCGUUGGUGGAAAAUUCGCCACGAAGCACGUCCCCGUGAACCUGCGUCGCCUGGUAGUUGCGGAGUCGGCAUCCAACGACGGGCUUGCCUAUCCCUUUCUGACGAUCUCCCUCUACCUCUCAACAGAGUCGUACCGCUCCGCGUUCCGCGAUUGGUUGUUGAUCGGCUGGCUUUACCAAGUCAUAUUGGGAGUGGUCAUCGGGGCUAUCAUCGGACUCAUGUUUUCCUAUCUCAUAAAAUACACCCACGGUAGAGGGUUCAUUGAUCGCGAGUCUUAUGUCGCGCAGUAUCUCGCUUUGGCUAUAUUCACGAUAGGGGUGACGAGUACGCUCGGCAGCGACGACCUGCUUGCCGCGUUUGCCGCCGGGAGCGCGAUCUCCUGGGACGGCCACUUCAACACACAGAUCGAGGACGAGGUGUUCUCUUCCGUGAUCGACCUCGUUCUGAACUGCGCUGCGUUCAUUUACAUUGGCGCCUGGCUCCCGUUCGACCAGUUCAACCAGGCCGCGUUGGGCAUCACGCCUUGGCGCCUCGUUGUGUUGACCGUCGCUAUCCUCACGCUGCGGCGGAUUCCUCCCUUGCUCCUCUUGUACAAGCUCGUUCCGGAGAUUUCCGGUUGGCGCGAGGCGCUGUUCGCCGGGCAUUUUGAUCCUAUCGGCGUCGGGGCCGUGUUUAUUUCAACGCUCGCGAUCACCAAACUCGAACAGCAAACGCAGGACCCGUCGCAGGAGCAGCAGAUUCUCAUUGACUCGCUAUCCCCGAUCGUAUCCUUCCUUGUUCUGUGCUCCAUCAUGAUCCUCCCUCUCGCGCACGCUCACCGCGCGGGGCACCGAGGUGCCCGACUGGCUCCUCUGGGCACGGCGCUCGCCCCCGCCCCUCCCCACGUCCCUGCCCGCCUCUGCCCCGGCCUCGGCGGCGCUGUCCCGCACGCCCUCGCAGCUGGUGUUCCAAGCCCACCUGCGCGAGGACGGCGGUGA